AAGCACAUUGAAUAAGAAAAUAAGAUAUAGUCAAGCUCAUGAACUUUUAAGAUUUAUAAAAGAUAUGGAACACAAAUGACAUGCUUACAUUCUUGAUAUAUUGUUCCGUAAUGGAAGAAUAAAGGAGGAAAAGAAGGAAUGCCAUUAACAGCUACGAGAUCUAUCUUUAUUGAUUCAAGAAAGGUGAUAACAAAGAUCUGCCACCGAGAUCUGAAACUUCUCUUGUUUUUCUCCCGCAGCCUUUUCCGGUUCUUCUCGUGUGCUCGAGAUUCCAUCGGAUUUUAACCUUUUGGAGGACACGGUGGAGCUUGUGCCUCAAUUUGACCUUCUGUGUUCUGCCGGCGAAAGUGAGUCUCUUCGGGAGAUCAAUGAUUCCGUUUUGUCACGUGGUAUGGCGCGGAUGGCCUUGAGGACUUACAUGAUGGAGAUCCAGAGUGCCCGUAGGGCUAAGACUAGGGCCGAAGUCUUUCUAAAAAUGGCCGCGAAGUAUCUCCGGUACCGUGACAAGUGCCGUGAGAUGCACGCACAGCUCAGGGUGGGCGGUAAUACUUAGUUCGUUGGGGAGGAGUUGGAUAAAAGGGACGAGGAACUGAUGCGGUCUAUCCGCAGAUGCACCGAGCUUGAGGAGUUGCUUCAUGCCAAAGACGAGGAGCUCGAAGUGGGCAAAAGGGUCGCGAUGAAAUGUGAAUACCUUCAGGCAAAAGUGAUGUCUUUGCAAGCCGAGCUUGAACAAAACGCCACCAGAGUUGCUGACCUAAGCGUAGAAUGGACAGAGAAAGUGGCUGAGCUCAAAAAAAAGGUGGCCGAGUUGGAGAGAGCCGAGGGGGCUCGAGUGUUGGCUUUGACGAGGGCGGCGGCGCUAGAAGACACUAUCCUCGUCCUCAGGUCUGAGAAGGAAUCUGAGAGGGCAACAACCACACUUAGGAAAGUGCGGCUCGAGAAGCGGAUUGGUGAACUUGAUCGGGAGGCUUCGAGCUUGGGAGAUCGAGUUGGGCUCUUGAGGCCGAGAGGACGCAGCUGUUGGCUCAGGCUCCCCCUCAAGAAUCUACCUUCGCUACUGUGCCCUGCCGUCUGUAUGAGGUAUGGUUCAUGCUGAGGCCCAACGAGAUAUAUACAAGGGUUUGUGAGAGGCGGGGAGCGUUCCUGAGGCCUCUUUUGAAGAUGCUCGGGCGAAGGCACGCGAGGCUCGUCUUGCUUGUGGCUAUGACCCUGCAACACCGGAGGCUGGUGAGGGUGCUGAGACUGAAGACGGGCUUCCUUCGGAUGAUGGCAGUGUAGAUUAAGCCGAGUGAAUUUUUUUUGCUGCUUUUGUACUUUUUUUGUUGUUGUUAUUUGUUUUCUUAUUUUUCUUGGGGUCCUGCUUUUGGCCCUUUGUAAGGCGUGGUUGUUGCGCAUGUACAUCUUCUGAAUAAAAUAGUCGAUUUUCUUUAGGUUA
Nicotiana tabacum (common tobacco) is the source of this 1435-nucleotide messenger RNA. The record is from RefSeq and is a predicted model, not a curated record. NCBI's taxonomy places the organism in Eukaryota, Viridiplantae, Streptophyta, Magnoliopsida, Solanales, Solanaceae.